AGGACACACAGGCCUGGAUGGAGAUUAGCUUUGCCAACAAGAACUGGCCAGUAGGCAGAUUUAGCGCAGUAGCUGGAAUAUGAUUGCGUUCAGAAUAAUUGAAUAUGCAAAAGUGAUUUUUUUUUAAUGGUUGUAUGACAGUUUUUAAAAGAUUAAGAUCCUGUUCUUUUAAGUAAGAUUUUUCUUAUAAUGUUAAAUAGUGUUGAAAAAGAAAAAGUAGGCGGGAGCCCAGAGCGAGGCGCACAGCGGAGGAGUUGGGAUCCGGCGCAAAAGUUUCCUCCCAACUGCGGCCCCGCGCGCCACCGCCAGGGCCAGGGCCGGGGCCCUAAACCGCGGCGUCCCCGGCCCCCCGCCACCUGGGGGGUCGCCCUCCCCGCUGCCGCCUCCUCUCCGAUUCCCGCCUGCCCAGGGCCAAGGGGCUCUGCUGCGAGCCCCCGGCCCGGAGGGGCGCCCCGGGGUCUCUGUGUCCGCCCACGCCCGCCGGCCCAGACAGCUGUUCGGCCCAGCCCAGCCCGGUCGCCGGGGGCCGGGAUGAAAGUGACCGUGCGCCUCGGCAGGACCGGCACCGUGGUGCCCUGCAAGGAGGGCCAGAUGCGCGUCCGGGAGCUCACGCAGCAGGCGCUGCAGCGGUACCUGAAGACCCGGGAGAAGGGAAAAAGGAAUCAGAAGCUCUGAGAACACUGCGCUUUACUCUCCCACAUGGCAACCAUCAGUUGGAGCUGAGGACACCUCUUUAGAAGGAAUCAUUGUGCUGUAGUCUCUCCAUUAUCACCUUUCCCAGCACAUGACUGUGCCCCCAGUACUGUUUCCUUGUGUGCUGGCGCCUCAGGGUUCUGGCCUUUCAAUCGGAUCUCAUCCAUUCCAUGGCUUCAGCUACCCUCAAGCACACACCUCUAGCCUUGAACUUGCUAGAACUCAAUAUCCACCAGCCCGUGGACUUCACCUCCUUGAUGUCCCAUAUACAGUUCGAGCCCAGCCUGUUCUCUGUACAUCUGCUCAUCCCCAUUCUCCUGUAGCCUGUUUCUCCAUUUCUGGUGCCACCAUUCACCUGGUUAUCUAAUCCAGAAACCUGGAAAUCCUUCAUUCCUUGAUGACCUCUCAUCCUCCAUAUUCUACCACUUGUCUAGUUGGUCAGAAAGUUCCUUUGAUGCUUCCACGCGCUCUUUGAUCUGCUUCCUCUUUUCUGCGCCAAACCUUGCGUUUCUCAUUCCUACCAUGGGGAACUGCAGCAGACCAGUUAACUGGCCUUUCUGCCUUUUCUAGCUCCCAACUCUUCCAGACUGUUCUCCAUUGAGGACUUUACAGCUGCAGAUCUGAUCAUGUCUGGAGUAUUGCUGGGAGUAUUUGAAUGGCUCUACAUUGCUUUUAGGUGAAAACCCACUUUGCUUACCGGUCCAGUACCUUCUCUAUUCCACUGUACCCUUUAAAUUGGUACAUGCAAUGUAGUAUUCUGUCACAU
This is a messenger RNA of Delphinapterus leucas (beluga whale), 1459 nucleotides long. NCBI's taxonomy places the organism in Eukaryota, Metazoa, Chordata, Mammalia, Artiodactyla, Monodontidae. The record is from RefSeq and is a predicted model, not a curated record.